This is a messenger RNA of Cannabis sativa, 1903 nucleotides long. RefSeq names its product pentatricopeptide repeat-containing protein At3g21470. Gene Ontology annotation, molecular function: protein binding; RNA binding. The record is from RefSeq and is a predicted model, not a curated record. Bases 140 to 1762 code for a protein of 540 amino acids. The transcript has a single exon. NCBI's taxonomy places the organism in Eukaryota, Viridiplantae, Streptophyta, Magnoliopsida, Rosales, Cannabaceae. Gene Ontology annotation, biological process: RNA modification.
UUACUCUUUUUUCAUUAUAGAAGUUGAAGAAGGCAAGUACAAAAGGAAAAUAAUAGAAACUUUUGCUGCCACUUACCAAUCAACUAUUGAGAAUCUCACUAAACAUAAAGACAAUUAAAGCCUAAAACAACAAUGAGAGAUGAGAAGAAGAAUUAGGCCAAAACUCCCACAAAACUUUACGACUUAUAACCAAAUCUAUGCUUUUUCAAAUAAUGCAGGUCCCCCAAAUUGGUCUUCCCUUAUACAGACUCACAUCUCUCAAGGAUCACCUAAACAAGCUCUUCUAAUCUACAACCAAAUUCGUACUCAAGGAAUUUACAUUUUGGGAUUAGUCCCUCAGAUUCUCAAGGCUUGUUCUUCUCUUUGCUUCCUCAACUAUGGGAAGGCAGUGCAUGGUGAGUCUAUAAAAUCUGGGGUUUACUCUGAUUUGUUGAUUGGAACCUCAAUGGUUGAUACGUAUGCUAAAUGUAGAAAAAUCAUUGAUGCGCAGAAAGUGUUUGAUGAAAUGCCUGAGAGAAAUGUUGUUACUUGGAAUGCAAUGAUUGGUGGGUACUUGAAAAAUGGGGAUAUUGGGUCUGCAUCUCUGUUGUUCGAUAAAAUGUCUGAACGAAAUUCUGUGACUUGGAUUGAGAUGAUUGAUGGGUUUGCAAAGUGUGGUGAUAUUGUUAGUGCCAGGCAAUUUUUUGAUUGUGUUCCAAUGGAGUUGAAAAAUUUAGUUACCUGGACUGUUAUGGUUGAUGGUUAUAGUAGUAAUGGAGAUAUGGAGGCUGCAAAAGAGGUUUUUGAGCUAAUGCCAAAGAGGAAUUUCUUUGCUUGGUCAUCGAUGAUCUCGGGUUAUUGCAAGAAGGGUGAUGUUAAGAAUGCUGAGGCCAUUUUUGAGAGAAUUCCAGUGAGAAACUUGGUGAAUUGGAAUUCAAUGAUUUCUGGGUAUGUUCAAAAUGGAUUAUCUAGGGAAGCUUUAAAGGCAUUUGUUAAAAUGAAAGCUGAAGGCUUUAAACCAGAUGAGGUUACUAUAGUAAGUGUUUUAUCAGCCUGUGCUCAGUUAGGAUUGAUGGAUUUUGGGAGAGAAAUACACCAUAUGAUAGUUAAUAAGCAUGUAAACUGUAAUUUGUUUGUCAUUAGUGCCUUAGUUGACAUGUAUGCAAAAUGUGGUGAUUUGAACAAUGCUAGACUAAUCUUUGAAGGAAUGAUGCAGAGAAAUACAGCAUGUUGGAAUGCAAUGAUCUCGGGAUUCGCUGUUCAUGGACAGUGUAAGGAAGCUCUUGAAUUAUUUGCCAGAAUGGAAAGAUCAAAUGAAAAGCCUGAUACCAUAACCUUCCUUUCUGUUCUCUCUGCUUGUGGACAUGGAGGUUUUGUUGAUGAAGGAAUAGAAAUUUUGUCGAAAAUGGAGAAAUACGGAGUGGCAACAAAUAUCAAGCACUAUGGAUGCUUGGUUGACCUUUUGGGAAGGGCAGGAAGGUUAAAGGAGGCAUACGAUUUGAUCAAGACGAUGCCUAUGGAACCCAAUGACACGGUUUGGGGAGCAAUACUUGGAGCUUGUCGGACUCAUUUAGAUAUGGAGAUGGCCGAAGAGGUAGUGAAAGAGAUUAACACUCUAAGCUCGAGUACAGGUUCGAGCCAAAAUCCACAUUAUGUGGUUCUGUCAAAUAUUUAUGCUGCUUCUGAGAGGUGGGAGAAGGCUGAAAGGUUGAGGGUGAUGAUGGUAAAUGAGGGGCUCGAAAAGACGCCCGGUCGGAGUUCAUUUAUGCCCAGCGGCUCAUAAGUCAUAGCAUGAGUAUUGUUCAUGUUCUUUGUUAUGCUCCAGCUUUGUAGAUUUUGGACUAAAGAAUAGUAUCAAAUUGUAUAUACAACAUAAAAUUUUAUUGGGGCUUAACUGAUAAUAGUGAGAGUCUUUGAUGCAUCA